UAGGGAAAGAGGCGGGGCGGUGGCCAAUCAAAGCGCAGAUUUGCCUCCACGAGGGCGCGAGGGUGAGACGUCAUCAGUGAGCGUCGACCGCUGUUUGGACGCUAUCUUCCUAGAGACCGUGGUGUGAGGAGGGAAGAGGCCUCAGGAUGUCUCUGGCUGAUGAGCUCCUGGCCGACCUCGAGGAGGCGGCAGAAGAAGAGGAGGGAGGAAGCUAUGGGGAGGAGGAGGAGGAGCCGGCCAUCGAGGAUGUGCAGGAGGAGACCCAGCUGGAUCUUUCUGGGGACUCAGUCAAGAGCAUCGCCAAGCUGUGGGACAGCAAGAUGUUUGCCGAGAUCAUGAUGAAGAUUGAGGAGUACAUCAGCAAGCAGGCCAAAGCUUCAGAAGUGAUGGGACCAGUGGAGGCGGCCCCUGAGUAUCGGGUCAUCGUAGACGCCAACAACCUAACAGUAGAGAUCGAGAAUGAGCUGAACAUUAUCCAUAAGUUCAUCCGGGAUAAGUACUCAAAGCGAUUCCCCGAGCUGGAGUCCCUGGUCCCCAACGCCCUGGAUUACAUCCGCACUGUCAAGGAGCUGGGCAACAGCCUGGACAAAUGCAAGAACAAUGAGAACCUGCAGCAGAUACUGACCAACGCCACCAUCAUGGUCGUCAGCGUCACUGCCUCCACCACCCAGGGGCAGCAGCUGUCGGAGGAGGAGCUGGAGCGGCUGGAGGAGGCCUGCGACAUGGCGCUAGAGCUCAACGCCUCCAAGCACCGCAUCUACGAGUACGUGGAGUCGCGGAUGUCCUUCAUUGCCCCCAACCUCUCCAUCAUCAUUGGGGCCUCCACUGCCGCCAAGAUCAUGGGGGUGGCCGGCGGCCUGACCAACCUCUCCAAGAUGCCCGCCUGCAACAUCAUGCUGCUUGGGGCGCAGCGUAAGACACUGUCAGGCUUCUCGUCCACCUCGGUGCUGCCCCACACCGGCUACAUCUACCACAGCGACAUCGUGCAGUCCCUGCCCCCGGAUCUGCGGCGGAAAGCCGCCCGGCUGGUGGCCGCCAAGUGUACGCUGGCAGCCCGCGUGGAUAGCUUCCACGAGAGCACGGAGGGGAAGGUGGGCUAUGAGCUGAAGGACGAGAUUGAGCGCAAGUUUGACAAGUGGCAGGAGCCGCCUCCCGUGAAGCAGGUGAAGCCGCUGCCCGCGCCCCUCGACGGGCAGCGCAAGAAGCGAGGUGGCCGCAGGUACCGCAAGAUGAAGGAGCGGCUGGGGCUGACAGAGAUCCGGAAGCAGGCCAACCGCAUGAGCUUCGGAGAGAUCGAGGAGGACGCCUACCAGGAGGACCUGGGUUUCAGCCUGGGCCAUCUGGGCAAGUCGGGCAGCGGGCGGGUGCGGCAGACGCAGGUGAACGAGGCCACCAAAGCCAGGAUCUCCAAGACGUUGCAGCGGACCCUGCAGAAGCAGAGCGUGGUGUACGGUGGGAAGUCCACCAUCCGCGACCGCUCGUCGGGAACCGCCUCCAGCGUGGCCUUCACCCCACUCCAGGGCCUGGAGAUUGUGAACCCACAAGCAGCGGAGAAGAAGGUGGCGGAGGCCAACCAGAAGUACUUCUCCAGCAUGGCCGAGUUCCUCAAGGUCAAGGGCGAGAAGAGCGGCAUCACGUCCACCUGAGGGGGGCGCCCGGCCAUCACUGGCUGGAGGGACACGGGGCCCCCCGCAAGGGGGUCGGGGUCCGGAGGGGCUGGGGGUGCCAGCAGGGAGCAGCGUCCCAGGCCAGCCGCUGUGGCAUGACGGCCAGUGAGGCCUGAGAGAAGCUGGCCCCCCGCGUGGAGCUCGCCGCCCCCUCCGCAGACACAGCCAGGCCUCACCACGCGUCGUCUUUAACUGGGAAAGGAGGUACCUUUGGAAUGGACGUAAUUAAAAGCACGUUAUCAGGA
Messenger RNA from Bubalus bubalis (water buffalo), 1912 nucleotides. It is a transcript of the gene PRPF31, whose product is annotated as pre-mRNA processing factor 31. Gene Ontology annotation, biological process: spliceosomal tri-snRNP complex assembly; mRNA splicing, via spliceosome. The record is from RefSeq and is a predicted model, not a curated record. The transcript has 14 exons. The coding region runs from base 147 to 1646 and encodes 499 amino acids. Gene Ontology annotation, cellular component: U4/U6 x U5 tri-snRNP complex; precatalytic spliceosome; U4 snRNP. Lineage: Eukaryota; Metazoa; Chordata; Mammalia; Artiodactyla; Bovidae.